UCACAACCUAACCAUCCACUUUCUCAUUUUCUUCUUCUUUACUCUAUUGUCUGUCGUCAUAUAUAUGGCUAGCUCUCUCGGUUUUAGGGUGGCGGUUUUUGCCGCCCUGUUUUUGGCCAUGGAAAACGUUGUAAUCGGCGUCCAAGGUCGAGCGUUUUUCGUGUUCGGAGACUCGUUGGUUGACAAUGGAAACAAUAACUUCCUGGCCACGAGCGCCCGCGCUGAUUCUCCGCCCUACGGGAUAGACUAUCCCACGCACCGCCCCACUGGUCGCUUUUCCAACGGCCUCAAUAUCCCCGACAUUAUCAGUGAAAAGCUAGGAUCGGAACCAUUAAUGCCGUACCUGAAUCCGGCGCUGUCAGGGAGAAAGCUUCUCGUCGGUGCCAACUUUGCUUCUGCCGGCGUUGGCGUGCUUAAUGAUACCGGAGUCCAAUUUGUAAAUAUAAUCCGUAUCCCCCAGCAACUAGAUUAUUUUGCACAGUACCAGCAAAGAGUGUCUGCCAUUCAAGGGGCAAAGAGGACAAAGAAACUGGUGAACGAUGCACUAGUUCUAAUUACACUAGGUGGUAAUGAUUUUGUGAACAACUAUUAUUUGGUGCCGUUUUCUGCAAGGUCUCGCCAGUAUCCCCUUCCACAAUAUGUCACUUACGUCAUCUCAGAAUACAAAAAAGUUCUAAGAAGGCUAUAUAAUUUGGGAGCGCGAAGGGUCAUUGUAACGGGGACUGGGCCGUUAGGUUGUGUGCCAGCGGAACUAGCGCAGCAUAGCCGUGCCGGGGAAUGUGCAACCGAGCUACAGCACGCGGCUAGCUUGUACAACCCUCAACUAGUUGAGAUGAUCAAAGAAAUUAAUAGUGAGAUAGGCAGCGAUAUCUUCAUUGGAGCCAACACAAAUCAAAUGCACCUGGAUUUCAUCAAUAGCCCUGCAGCUUUUGGGUUUGUGUCGUCACAAGUGGCAUGCUGUGGACAAGGACCGUAUAACGGAGUAGGACUAUGCACACCAUUAUCAAACUUGUGCUCCAACCGGGAUGAGUAUGCGUUCUGGGAUCCAUUCCACCCAUCAGAGAGGGCAAACAGAUUGAUUGUUGAUCAGAUCAUGAAUGGAUCCCCCGACUACAUGCACCCCAUGAACCUCAGCACCAUCCUAGCCUUAGAUUCCAACAAUCUUUAAUUAGUCUAAGACAUUAUAUUAUGCCUAUUUAAUUACCCAUCUAGUUUUGCUUGUGUUCUUAUUUGAUGAUUUGAAUCGUUGUUUGAAGGAAAUGGAAAUACAGUUUUCAUCUUUGAUUUGAUC
Molecule: messenger RNA, 1291 nt
Organism: Ipomoea triloba (trilobed morning glory)
Lineage: Eukaryota; Viridiplantae; Streptophyta; Magnoliopsida; Solanales; Convolvulaceae
Product: GDSL esterase/lipase At5g33370-like
Exons: 5
Coding region: 65-1168 (367 amino acids)
Molecular function (GO): hydrolase activity, acting on ester bonds
Source: RefSeq, a predicted model, not a curated record